ACAAAGCCAAACAUCCCGCUUUUGUUUGAUUCAACCAACCAUCUUUAUAAUAUAAUGCCCGGAACUAAACUUUGCUUUAGACCACCACCACCGCCCAGUUCAAUCGACGACUCUUAUUCGCCCGCUUAUCCUCGCUUGCACCUACUUCAAUCUUUACGAAAACCUACGACAAAUGCGGGUUACUGUCAAACGUUGGCAUGCAGUGGCACAAUGGCGUUGGGACACCGGGAAUGACGAUGCAGACGGUGAUGAGGGCGACGUUUGUGGAAUAUGUCGAGUGCCAUAUGAAGGAUGUUGUCCGUCGUGUAAGGUUCCAGGAGACGAUUGUCCUCUAAUUUGGGGCGAAUGCAGCCAUGUAUUCCAUAUGCACUGUCUUCUGAAGUGGAUUGGAACUGCAGCUUCUAAGCAGCAAUGUCCCAUGGAUCGAAGAGCAUGGGUCACUGCUGAACGAAAAGUGGCAAAGCCCAUGAUAUCGUCUUCAUGAUUAUUGGAUUGUACUUUCGAUCUGUAUCCAUAUUACCCCUCCUUGUAUUUCCCUUCGCCCGGAUCAGACAAACUUAUCCGUGGAUCUUGCUAUACCCUCUUCCCGACUUUCACUUUCACUUGCCAAGAGUGUAAAUGGUCGUGCAUUGUCGUUGAUCUAUACAGAACCUGUAAUAUGCUUUUUCUUCCAACUUGGUCAUGGACGCAAACCAAUAUGUUAUAUAUGUACACAAAAAACA
Marasmius oreades (fairy-ring Marasmius) is the source of this 722-nucleotide messenger RNA. RefSeq lists its product as uncharacterized. Gene Ontology annotation, molecular function: zinc ion binding; cullin family protein binding; ubiquitin protein ligase activity. NCBI's taxonomy places the organism in Eukaryota, Fungi, Basidiomycota, Agaricomycetes, Agaricales, Marasmiaceae. The record is from RefSeq and is a predicted model, not a curated record. The transcript has 3 exons. Gene Ontology annotation, cellular component: nucleus; anaphase-promoting complex. The coding region runs from base 173 to 484 and encodes 103 amino acids. Gene Ontology annotation, biological process: positive regulation of mitotic metaphase/anaphase transition; protein ubiquitination; anaphase-promoting complex-dependent catabolic process.